AAACUGUUGAAAAAUCUGAAAGAAUCUGUUGUCAGUGGGUUCGCACCGGUCGAUUAGCUCAAGUGCCCAAUUCAAGUGUUACAAAAGAAGACAAUUCCUGUUGAGAGGAAAAAAAUGUUCGACUGCCUGAGAGCGAUGGCGCUUGCAAUAAUCAAUCGAUUUUUUAAGGUUCCUAAAGUUUUACCUGCACCCGAAAUGGAUCCAACACUUGUGGUUUACACCGAUGAACCCGUAAUCAAGAUUAAACGACUUGAAGCUGCACAAAAUCUUGAGAGGACUUUGUUUCGUGUUUCUCAAGGAACGGUCAUCAAAUUUUGUCUAGGACCUAGUCUACUGGGCCGACACACAAGGCUUUAUUCAAAUUAUCCGGAAGACAAUGUGACAUUCUCACGAUUAAAAUUUCGACAUCAUCGAUGGAUUGAAGAUCCUGAAGACUCAAGUUCCUAUGUAAGCCUGAAAUUCACUGUACCAGGAUCGUAUAAAUAUUUUAUUAUCGCUGAAGAUGAAGAGGAUGAUGCACAGAUAAAUUGUAAUGGUUACAUUUUGGUUGAACCAAUUCUCGAAGUGGGUAAAGAGAAUGAGAAAAUCCGAUUAGAUUCAAUUGUUUGUCAAACCGUUUUAAGUAAACUAUUGGGUACCUUUGAAACUUGGCAAGGACGACUUUUAGUGGCAAAUAAGUGUGGAUACAAUAUGAUACAUUUUACACCGAUUCAAUCACUUGGUGCUUCUCAAUCAGCUUAUUCAAUCAAAGAUCAACUCACCUUGAAUCCAAAAUUCAGUCACAAUCAACAAAACCCGGAACAUAAUUUUGAACAUGUAGCUAAUCUUGUUGAAUACAUGAGAAAAGAGUGGUCAAUGUUAUCAAUUACCGAUAUCGUUUUAAAUCACACUGCCAAUGAGAGCCCAUGGAUAUUUGAACAUCCAGAAUGUUGUUACAAUUUAAAAAAUUCACCUCAUCUUAGACCUGCUUACCUAUUGGAUCGUAUGUUUUGGCAUCUUUCAUUAGACAUUAUUAACGGUAAAUGGACUGAUGAAGGACUUACAAGUGAAGUUAACAGUGAAAAUGAUUUAAGAAUUAUUGAGAAAAUCAUUUGGGAACAUUAUCUUCCAUUACUUAACAUCGAAGAGUUUUACCUGAUUGGACCUGAACGUGUUGCUGAGGAUCUUAAACAUUGUCUAAUUCAAAUUGCACAAUGUACAGUUUAUCCUCAAAAAACUCCCGAACCUGUUACAAAGCUAAACGUUAUCCAAGAUCCAAAGUAUCGUCGAUUAAGAUCACGUUUCGAGGUUCAUACCUCUUUAAAUAUGGUCGCUUGGGAUGUCAGUCGAAGUGCCAUCACAAAAGAUCUUGUUGAAGAAAGAGCCGCUCUUUUAAAGCCCAAAGCAGAGGAGCUUAAUGAAGGAAUUAGAAAGCAAAUACAUGGUCAUAUUCAGGCCGCUGUUACCAAUGCAAUUGCUCAGAUUCGAUAUGAAAGACUCGACCCACAAGGUCCAAGGAAACGAUUCGUCUCUCGAACUGAUCCACUUUUAACGCCAUAUUUUACUACUUACGGGCCUGAAAGGGCAACUCUGGAAGAAGAAGAGAAAGCAAUGUAUGAUGAUAAGUAUUGUUCUUACUUUUUUGCCCACAAUGGUUGGGUCAUGGGCUACGAUCCAUUGAGAAAUUUUGCCGCUCCCGAUUCAUUUGUAUAUCUGAGACGAGAACUUAUUGCCUGGGGUGAUUCGGUUAAACUUCGUUUCGGUGAAUGUUAUGAAGAUUGUCCUUUCCUUUGGAAUCACAUGAAAAGUUACAUUGAAGAAACUGCUCGAAUUUUUCAUGGUGUUCGAUUAGAUAACUGCCAUUCGACACCUUUACACGUUGCCGAGUACAUGUUGGACGCUGCUCGAAAGAUCAGACCAAAUCUUUACGUAAUCGCUGAGCUUUUUACCUCAUCUGAAGAGACGGAUAAUCUGUUUGUUAAUCGUCUUGGAAUCAACUCUUUAAUACGUGAAUCUCUUGCUGCCCCAGAUUCACAUGAACUUGGUCGGUUUAUUCACCGUUAUGGCGGUGAACCUGUCGGAGCUUUUGAGAAAAUCAAUCCAACCCCUCUAAUACCUUCAAUGUCUCAUGCGAUCAUGUUUGACAUGACCCAUGACAAUGAAUGUCCAAUCGAUAAACGUUCACUUUUUGAUUAUCUUGCUUCGGCCAGUAUGGUGGCCAUGUCUGCAUCCGCUAUCGGCUCUAGUCGGGGUUAUGAUGAACUUGUACCCCAUCAUAUUCACGUUGUCAACGAAUGGCGUCCAUGGGCAUUUUGGUCCGAUUCUCCUGGACAUGAGCACGUUUCUUAUUCCGAUGGUAUAACUCAUGCUAAAAAGGUUCUCAAUGAAUUACACAAGAAACUUGCUAUUGAAGGUUAUUCUGAGCUUUUUGUUGAUCAAGUUAAUUAUGAUGUUGUUGCUCUUACCCGACACAAUCCAGAUACUCACAAAUCAAUUAUUCUAGUUGCUCGAACUUGUUUCCAUAAACCAGAUAAACCAUGGGAAACAGGGUACAUUAAACCAUUACAAGUUGCUGGUCAUUUUAACAAGAUUAUCUUUGAAGGUAAAUUAGUUGGAGACUAUGAAGAGUUUCAUAAAGCCUCUCAUUACAUUAAUGGCCUGAAAAACAUGAAGGCCGCCGUUCGUCAAGAUAUUAAACUUACCGAAAGUGAUAUGGUUCGAGUUGAAUCUAAAGAUGGAAACAAUAAGAUUGAAUUUAAUCAAUUCUCUCCUGGAUCUGUCAUUUGUUUUGAUGUCUCAUUAGAGGCUAAACAUAUUAACGCUUUAAAUUCAUUGAAACGAUUGGCUCAUUGUAAAGAUGAAUUAGCUUUACUAUUUGCGAGUUUCACUUUGGAUGAUCUUAAUUUCAUACUCUUCCGAACGGAUCAAGAAGAAAAGGACGAAUUCGGUGGUGGUGUUUACAAUAUUCCUGCUUUUACCAAUCUAAUUUACUGUGGCCUUGCAGGUCUUAUGUAUUACUGGAAAGAUAUCAGGACUAAGAACGACCUUGGACAUCCAAUCUGCAAUAACCUUCGAGAUGGUCUUUGGUUACCUGAUUAUAUUGUUAAUCGUUUAUCCAAACGUCAAUCUACUGUUGAAUUGUCUAAUUGGUUGAAAAAAGCUUUUGACACUUUGAAAGAUGUACCUGUUUAUUUGAGACCCCGUUAUUUUGACGGUAUCAUCACACCCAUUUACUCAGCAUCAGUACAAAGAUGCUGGAAUGUGUUAGCCGAAACUGUUGUCAAUCCUAAUGGAUUUACAAGAGCACUUAUCUUUGGAAGCUUAUCUUUGGUUGGCUUUAAUCAAACUUCAGCACUUCCACCUCUUGCUGAUGAUAUUUCUGAACCCAAACCACCAGUUAUCACUAUCGGUGGUAUUCCCCGACCUCGAGCUCCAACUAUUGCUGCUGGUUUACCACAUUUUGUAUCAGGUUACAUGCGAAACUGGGGUCGUGAUACUUUUAUCGCCAUUCGAGGAUGUCUUUUGAUUCCUGGUCGUUUUGAUGAAGCUCGAUACAUAAUCUUAGGAUUUGCUGGAGUUCUUAGACAUGGUUUGAUUCCUAAUCUCUUAGAUAAAGCAACAAACGCUCGUUAUAAUUGUCGAGAUGCAGUUUGGUGGUGGCUUCAAGCCAUCAAAGAUUAUUCUAAAAUUGUUCCAAAUGGUCAUGUAAUUAUGAAUGAACCAGUUCGACGAAUUUUCCCUACCGAUGAUUCUGUUGCGGUGUUAACCGGUGAUUCUACUCAACCUCUUCAUGAGGUUAUGCAAGAAGCUCUUAAUCGACACUUUGAGGGCAUUGAAUUCCGAGAAAGAGAUGCUGGAACCAAUAUUGAUGCUCAUAUGACCGAUGAAGGUUUUAAUGUUCGAGUGGGUGUUAACAAAGAGACGGGAUUUGUCUAUGGUGGAAAUGAAUGGAACUGUGGUACUUGGAUGGACAAAAUGGGCUCAUCCGAUAAAGCGGGAAAUCGGGGUAAACCAGCAACACCUCGUGAUGGUUCAGCCGUUGAACUGGUUGGACUUAGUAAAUCAGUUAUCACUUGGUUAGCUGAGAUGUGGGAAUUGGGUAAAUAUCCUCAUCAAUCUGUCACCUCUCUUGGUGCAAGUUGGACUUGGAAAGAGUGGGCUGAUAGGAUACAUGCAAAUUUUGAACCUCACUUUUGGGUGUCACCCGAUUCACAAGAUCCAUUGGUUAAUCGUCGGGAGAUUUACAAAGAUUCAUUUGGAGCAACACAAAAAUGGCAAGAUUUCCAAUUCCGACCCAACUUUUUGGUCGCCAUGACAGUGGCCCCUGAAAUGUUCACACCAGAAAAAGCUCAAAAAGCUCUGAAAUUAGUUGAAGAGACGCUUGUUGGUCCCCUUGGAAUUAAAACUCUUGAUCCAAGUGAUUGGAAUUACCGAGGAGAUUAUUUUAAUUCAAACGAUUCAGAUGAUCCGAAAGUUGCUCAUGGUUUUAAUUAUCAUCAAGGUCCAGAAUGGCUCUGGCCAAUGGGCUAUUUCUUACGUGCCAGUUACUCAUUUACAAAUGAUAAGAAUAUUAUAAUUGUUAAAUUGUUGAAAAUUUUAUCGAAACACUAUUGUGCCAUCGAGUCAAAUCCAUGGUUUGGUCUUCCAGAGUUAACCAAUUCUAAUGGUGACCAUUGUCCAGAUAGUUGUCAUACUCAAGCCUGGACCAUUGGUACAUUAUUAGAUUGUCUCUACGAUUCAAAUUGUACUUAAAUCGGUUGGCAGAAACAAUCAAAAAGAUACAACGAAUUUGUUAUUAUCAUCACUUAUUAACUAUUCCCACUGUUAAUUAUUAUUAUUGUUAUUGUUAUAAUUAUUUUCUUUUCCUCUUUAAUCAUCAACAAUUUAUCCUCCUUAUGUGUUACCCUUGUGUUCACCUUUUGUCCUUAAUUGAUAACAAUUAUCUUAUAAUUGUUAUUGUCAUUUCUGAUUAUUAUACAAAGAGUUCUGAGGUUGAUUCAAUUAUAUUCUUUUAUCAAUAUUAAUAACAAUUUAUCUAAUUAA
Molecule: messenger RNA, 5022 nt
Organism: Panonychus citri (citrus red mite)
Lineage: Eukaryota; Metazoa; Arthropoda; Arachnida; Trombidiformes; Tetranychidae
Product: glycogen debranching enzyme-like
Exons: 4
Coding region: 115-4731 (1538 amino acids)
Biological process (GO): glycogen biosynthetic process; glycogen catabolic process
Molecular function (GO): amylo-alpha-1,6-glucosidase activity; 4-alpha-glucanotransferase activity
Source: RefSeq, a predicted model, not a curated record